Messenger RNA from Effrenium voratum, 188 nucleotides. The record is from the annotation of a GenBank genome assembly. Lineage: Eukaryota; Dinophyceae; Suessiales; Symbiodiniaceae.
GCCUAGACAUCUUGAUCUACGAGCUGAUCCUCCGCGUCGCGCAGCCCGGGGAAGGCAUCCUCAUCUUCUUGCCGGGAAUUGGGGAGAUCAGCGAUCUGCAGGAGACCCUGAUGCCCCUGGAAGACUCCGAGAAGCAGGCGCACAUGAGCUGGCAGCCCGGCAUGGAGCGGCACGACUGCCACUUCAAG